Molecule: messenger RNA, 936 nt
Organism: Fonsecaea nubica
Lineage: Eukaryota; Fungi; Ascomycota; Eurotiomycetes; Chaetothyriales; Herpotrichiellaceae
Exons: 1
Coding region: 1-936 (311 amino acids)
Biological process (GO): calcium-mediated signaling
Cellular component (GO): cytoplasm; nucleus
Molecular function (GO): nucleic acid binding; calcium-dependent protein serine/threonine phosphatase regulator activity
Source: RefSeq, a predicted model, not a curated record
AUGGCAGACAUACAACGACAGCCUCUCUCCCCUCUGCAAACACAGAUCCCUUCCUCAAACUCUCCUCCCGCAUCAACCGCCUCCUCGCCUCGCCCAUCUCUAUCCGCCAAACGUUCCCGAUCACCUCUCUCAAUCGACCUUUCAUCUCUCCCGCCUCUUUCCCAACCAGCACCUCCCUCCAACACUCUCCUGAUUACUCGCCUUGAUGAUCCCAAGAUCUUCCACCCAGCGUCCCUGGCGACAAUCAGACAACACAUCACAGAUAUCGCGCCCUUAAACUCCUUCUCUCCGCUCAAGUCCAUGCACCGCAUCAUCUGCUCCUUCUACGACGUCGAUGCCGCCAUUGCCGUCAGACAGGUUAUCGACGGGUCUGCGAUAAUGGGAGAUGCCGUCGCAAAGUGCUACUUCGGUGAACCGACCCCGAUAGGGGACGAGAAGAAAUACCUCGACCGACCGGACGCUGGGAGGUUGUUCUUUAUCAGCCCCCCACCGAGCCCUCCCGUGGGCUGGGAAAUGAAAGAGGAGGACCCUCCAAAUACACAUGUCCACGCCGAAGAUCUAGCGUCGAAGCUGGAGAAACUGAAUGGCAAGCUCACAUCGGCCCCUACCAACGCUGCCGACGACUCCGCCUCUGAAGACGACGCCAAAGUGCAAUACACGGCCGAAGGGCUGCGGAGGUUGAAAGCCAGCCGAGCGCCGGCCGUCUCUGGAGUGUCUGCAGACACAUCCCCCACGGCCGAUGCAUCACCAAAGAAGCAUCGGAGCCGAAGCUCGACUUUGAUCUACGACCCCAAAGCCCACGGUGACAGCCCCGCGCUUCCGGCGGUAAUGCUGGAGGCCGAAGAUGAAUCCGACGUGGAGCUGGAGGCGGAGAUUCCGUCCAAGAAGAUAAUGGCCAGCACGGCACGUCCGCCUGUGGAGUUGAUGCAACAUUGA